AUGGACAUCCACCACCAACCGGGCGCAUCAAAUCUGCGAAUUGUGGUUGUGUGGACACUGGAAACGAUCCGACCGAUCAGUGCUCACAUAUUUUCCAAACGAUACCAACCAAUUCGAACAAAUUUAGGCCAUAGCGAUCGUGAUGAUGAUCACGGUGACGAUGAUGAUGCUGACGGUGAC
This is a messenger RNA of Gongylonema pulchrum, 180 nucleotides long. The record is from the annotation of a GenBank genome assembly. NCBI's taxonomy places the organism in Eukaryota, Metazoa, Nematoda, Chromadorea, Rhabditida, Gongylonematidae.